GGUCCUAUAUUUAUAAAUAAAUCUUCUUCUGCCACACCACACACCCAUCUCACUCUCAAACACAAAACCCAAUGGAUCGUAGAAGUGUCCUUUCCUUAGCACUCAUCUGCAUUGUCGUCGCCGGCGUCGGAGGCCAGUCUCCGUCGGCCGCACCUACUAAAUCUCCGGCUGUCACCACUCCUUCUACAUCCCCGGCGACAGCCCCUUCCAAACCGAAAUCGCCGGCGCCAGUUGCUUCUCCCAAAUCAUCUCCACCAGCUUCGUCCCCCAAUGCUGCAACUGUAGCCCCCGUUUCGUCUCCAAAGGCGGCAUCUCCAGCUCCGGCGGCCAAUCCUCCGGCUUCACCACCACCUGCGGCGACACCUCCUGCUGUGACUCCAGUGAGCUCUCCACCAGCACCAGUUCCUGUGAGUUCCCCACCUGCUCCUGUUCCAGUGAGCUCGCCCCCAGCGAGCACUCCCCCUGCACCCGCACCCACAACUCCCGCACCCGUGGUAGCACCGAGCGCUGAGGUUCCCGCUCCGGCUCCUAAGUCUAAGAAGAAGACGAAGAAGGGUAAGAAGCACAGUGCUCCAGCACCUUCGCCGGCAUUGCUUAGCCCUCCUGCGCCACCAGUAGGAGCUCCGGGAUCCAGUGAGGAUGCUUCAUCUCCUGGGCCAGCGUCUUCUGAGAACGAGAAUGGAGCAGAAACCAUCAGGUGCUUGAAGAAGGUGAUAGGAUGCUUAGCUUUGAGCUGGGCUACCCUUGUUUUGAUGUUCUAGAGAUGAGGCUUUCAUUGCUGUUGUUACAUAGUAUUAUUGUAUCAUUUAUUUUCUUUUUUGGGCCUUGUCGGGGCUGACAUUAAAUUUAUUUGCCAUUGUUUCCUUCAAACUCUUAUUACUUUAUAAUUGAUGAUGUUGCUAUCAUUACUAUUA
Molecule: messenger RNA, 914 nt
Organism: Abrus precatorius (Indian licorice)
Lineage: Eukaryota; Viridiplantae; Streptophyta; Magnoliopsida; Fabales; Fabaceae
Product: lysine-rich arabinogalactan protein 18
Exons: 2
Coding region: 72-761 (229 amino acids)
Cellular component (GO): plasma membrane
Source: RefSeq, a predicted model, not a curated record